This is a messenger RNA of Epithele typhae, 651 nucleotides long. RefSeq lists its product as uncharacterized. The transcript is spliced from 9 exons. The coding region runs from base 1 to 651 and encodes 216 amino acids. NCBI's taxonomy places the organism in Eukaryota, Fungi, Basidiomycota, Agaricomycetes, Polyporales, Epitheliaceae. The record is from RefSeq and is a predicted model, not a curated record.
AUGGCUGCGAUGCACCCCGGCCACAGAGAGGUCCUCGAGGCCAUGAUGCACACGAGCUACACCGAGAUUCCGGUGGGCAGAAUAAUGGCGGCUCUCCACCACGGCCUCGGUGCCGAGACCUUCCGGCGGGGGAACAAGAUCCAUGUUCGAUUCCGCGCGGGCAGAUGCCGUCUGCGUGGCGCCAACGAGCAGAUCGAGAAGUUCCAUACGCCCCACGACCGUCUGGGCAACGUUAGCGGCCACCACUGUCACAUAAUUGGCCGUUGGAUUAUCAACACCUUCAACUUUGAAGGCCAGCGGUUCAAGCACUGGGAGUGGGAGCUCGUCCUCGAGGAUAUGAUCCACACACGCUACUCCAAGCUGACGCUUGGACGCAUCGAGGAGGCUCUGCAUUACGGCCUCGGUGCCGAGGUGGUUCGCCGGGACAACACGAUCAUCGUUCGAUUCCGCGCGGGCAGGUGCCGUGUGCUCGCCGCGAACGACAACGUUGAAUCGUUUCAUGCGCCUCACGACGGCAGGGGGAACGUUAGUGCCCACCACUCUCACCUAAUCGGGCGUUGGAUAGUGAACAGCUUCAAUUUCGAAGCCAAGCGUUUCAAGCACUGGGAGUGGAACCUGAUGUGCCGUCGUCAGUGGCAGGCGCCCGCUUGA